CUUGUCACUCAGCACAUCAACGUUGGCUGGUGCCCUCGCCAUGGAUGUGUGGUAACUUUGCGUGGACGAUUUUCAAGAUGGCCUUCAUGGCCUGUCUGAACCUGCUCGACAUUGUGACGGACAUAUUGGUUCUGCUUCGGUACAGCUGCAUCCUGGAAUCAGACGCAGGAGAGCCCUGUGCCGGGUCAGUGCCAAACAGUAGCUGCCAGCCACAUCCAUGGUGGACGUUCAUCGGCUUGAUGAUAUUGAGUGUGUCUACCUUUCUCAGCGCAAUGGUUUGGGUUAAUCCUGCGGCAAAAAACUUUAGUGAGAAGAUUAGAUCAAAAAAAGUGACGCUGCGAGACUGGGCAAUGCCUUGAGUGCAUUUCAUAGUUGCUGUGAUACAGCUUUCGCCCUUUGUCGACCUCGUUCAAGUGGCAUGGAGUGGCACCGACGCACAAGACCCAGAACAAAGACGAGCUGCAAGACAUCGUGACCUGCAGAUCAAAAAGUUUGAGUCGGCUCCACAAGCUUUGUUCCAGUCAUAUGUCUUCUUCGCGAUGGCAUCACACAAGCAACCUUUGAACAUCCUUUCCAUUGCCAUCUCAAUCUUGAGCUUGUCUCUGGGGUUUGUUGAGUUCUAUAUGGAGAAAGAGGAGCAUGUUCGAGCUGACGCAAAUGCAGAAGACAGUGCCGAUCCCACAAGAUGGAGUGUGCAAGCUGACGUGCUGGGUGCCAAAGAGGAGGGCAUCAUUUUACAGGCUGAUGGGGCGGGUUCCCUACCAGUUGACAUCACCAGGUCAGAACCAAUGAGGGCCAGUGCUGUUUCCGAGUGUUCCUCUGCUUCGAUCCCGAAGUUGAGGAUCCAAGUCCAGAUGGACAGGCCAGACUCACCAGUGAAGCUUUUGAGUGCCGGGAAGUUCGUAGCUUUUCUCUACAUGGGCUCCGACCUAGCCCUGCGUUGCGUGGCCUCUGCUGUGAAUUUUUCGCCCUCAGCACGGUUUCCAGGAGUAGCCAUCGCAGUCAGUUAUAUUUGCUUGUUUAUCUUGCGGCACCCGGCUAACUUGGCAAUACUGAGAGCCCGUGGAGAAAUUUGCCAUAGAAUACAGAUGGGGAAGCGAAGCGAAAUGGUCUCAAAAGAUGAGAUGGAAUUACCUUUUGACACCAAACCUGUUGAAGACUCUUCGAGAAGCUGCUCUUCGAUUUGCCUUGCGGUGACCCGGAUCGUCGUGCUCAUUGUUUUGUGGUGGCCGUGAUUGUUUUCUGGGUUGUCUACGGGGUGUUUCUAGCUGCUGUGGUUGUCCUCGCCGGAUGCUGGGAGUCCUUCACUGCAUCUUCCGAGGUGGUGCGAAAUUGUGACCGUUGGACAGCACAGUGUUUGGCUGCCCUCCGAUUCCUGGAGUAUUUGUGUCAUGGGGCUGUGAUGGCGAUGGUGGCCCCUACAGCCUGUGGAGAGCAACCCAGCUCAGAGUUGCUAGUUUUUGCUCUGCUCUUUGGUUUCAAUCUCUGUAGCUACGUGGCAUAUGCGAUGAUACAAGACAAUGUUGCAAAAAUCAAGGAAUGUGAAAUUCCGUUGGAAGAGAAAUGCUUGAAGAUUAUGGAAUAUUGUUCAUGCUGCUGUGGCAAAGGCCGGGACACGGAGUAACGACUCUGUUGUUUCUGUCAGGCCUGUCGCAGAUGUUUAUGGAGAGUGGGCUGUCAUGGGGGGUGGGGUUGUUCUUUGUUUUAC
Durusdinium trenchii is the source of this 1708-nucleotide messenger RNA. Lineage: Eukaryota; Dinophyceae; Suessiales; Symbiodiniaceae. The record is from the annotation of a GenBank genome assembly.